Molecule: messenger RNA, 7552 nt
Organism: Patella vulgata (common limpet)
Lineage: Eukaryota; Metazoa; Mollusca; Gastropoda; Patellidae
Product: kelch-like protein 13
Exons: 3
Coding region: 187-2025 (612 amino acids)
Molecular function (GO): protein binding
Source: RefSeq, a predicted model, not a curated record
UAGGAAAUGGCAAAUAAACUUUAUUUUACAGGAAAAAAAUACCAAAGGUUGUUUACUGUCGUUUGAAUAUCAAGCAUAAAACUAUGUCUUAAAUAGACAAUAAAAGAUUCCUGCAACUCUAAACCUUAUUACUGGGUGUGAAAGUGCCAGGGUGAUAAAGAUGUUGCAUGGUUUAUUGAAUUGUUGAUGUUAAUGCCGAGAAAAGUGGUUUUUAAAAGACGUAAAAAACAAGAUAGUAAAAUGGCUGAAGGACAAGAUUUAACGAAUGGUGAAAUCUUCCGCGUAGAAGAGAGGCCAGAGCAUGGAAUGAAGAUACUACAAGGAUUAAACAAACUAAAGAAUGAUAAGAUUCUGUGUGAUGUUAUACUCAUAGCUGAAAAUAAUAAAUUUGAAGUUCAUAGAGUUAUACUGGUAUCAUGUUCAGAUUAUUUUCGAUCUAUGUUUACCAGUGGUAUGAGAGAGAGUAAACAGAAAGAAAUAGAACUAAAGGGAAUAACUGCAAAAGGUCUGGAAAAGGUCAUUGAGGUCAUUUAUACUUCAACAACCACACUUGAAGGUGACGACAUAUUCGAUGUGAUAGCAGCCGCAACUCAUCUUCAAGUGACACCAGUUAUAGAAUUCUGUGAGCGAAACUUCCUGAGUGGAAUGACAACCUCUAAUUUCUAUGAUUUUAUCAAUACGGCUAAACUUUAUAGUAUGAACAAUGCACUCAAGCAGAUAGAUGUUUUUAUAGCCAAGAAUCUGAUGCAGAUAGCAAAAGAAGGCACACUCCAUCUCUUAACCUACGAACAAAUGAACAAUUGUUUAAAUAGUGAAAAGUUGUUUUUACGUGAAAUAGAUAUUUUUCAUAUAACAUGGGAAUGGUUGCGACAAGACGCUAAUCAAGAGGAGCACGCAUGGCCCUUGAUGAAAUUAAUACGUUUCCCAUUAAUAAACCCAUCAGACUUGGUGCAACAUGUGCAGCGUGUUGAAACGAUGAUGUCAAACCCUGAUUUAAGACAGAUGGUUUUAGGAGCUUUAAAUUAUCACGUAGUUCCUCAUUCCCAACCCUUUACAACCUCCAGUAGUGUCCAGUUACGAUCAUAUGUUGAACGUUUAAUAAGUGUCGGGGGUCGGGAGAUACACCCCAACCCGUGUCUACACGAUGAAAUUAUUGUGUUUGAUUCUAAAGUGACUUCGAACAGUUUGUUAAACAGACAGGAAAUAGCAACAUUACCCAGUGCUUUGAGUCACAUGCAGGUGGUUGUUUAUAACAACUUCCUGUACGUACUCGGUGGGUGUACGACACAGUGUGCACAUGGAGAAUCGGCCGUUAAUUCUGUUUUACGUUAUGAUCCACGAUUUGACAGCUGGUAUCAAGUAUGUCCCAUGUUAAACAAAAGGGCAUAUUUCUUUGCAGGGGCAUUAAAUAAUAAGAUAUAUGCUGUUGGCGGAAAGUUUAAGGAUGGUAGCUUGGCAACAGCAGAGUGCUAUGACCCAGCCGAGAACACAUGGGAGUUGAUUACAGCCAUGCCGAUGUCUUAUCAUGCCCAUGCGGGUGCCGUGUUUGAGCGAUAUAUCUAUAUAUCGGGAGGUUAUAGCGGUAAUCAUUUUACACCAGACAUGCAGAGAUAUGACCCACAGACUAAUCAGUGGGAAGACAUGGCCCCCAUGUUGACCCCAAGAGGUUGGCAUGUGAUGUGUGCGGCGCAGGAUAAGUUGUUUGUAUUUGGGGGUUGUAACUUGAAUGUUAAUCAGCAAGCGCAGCCAGUAAUGCAGUCUGAGUGCUAUCACCCUGCCAUGGAUCAAUGGACGAUAAUAGCGCCACUAUCUAUAUCUCACAAAGAGGCUUCGUGUGUGGUUUAUAAUGAUCAAAUUUAUGUGCUAGGUGGUUAUAAUGUACAGACAAAAACCGGACAAAAACUUGUAUCAAAGUAUGAUAUAUAUAGUGGUAUCUGGGAGACGGUGGGGGCAUUACCUCGUAGUCUCACAGGUGUAGGCUAUUGUACACUAAAACUGCCCUGUUAUAAUGUAGAUGAAGAUUGACCUUAAAUGUAUAUAUUAACCCCCCCUCCCUAAUGCAAUGUGUCUUCACUAUAGCAUGGUUGACUAAAAGACAGCUUGCAGUAUAUAGUGGGUGUUGACAUGGCUUCCACCAUAGUAAUCUCCAGAGCCUUAUCCAAAACAGGCCUACGACUUUGCUUUAGUCAAUCGGAUGCCCCCAAAAUCAGUGCUAUAGUGAAGCCCUAAUGUAUAUCUGGACUUAUUUAAUAUAUUGUAUAUAAUUUAUGUAGAGAUAAAUUCACUCAUACAAUUAGGCUUUAUAACUAUUUAAACCCAAAGCUCUUGAUACAUGUACAGUAUUGUGAAAUGUAUAAUACAUUUAAGUGUAAUGUCAAAACAGAUUCACAGAAAGUUAAAGUAUUUGAUUCUACUGUGCAAUGGCAACAUAAUUUACUUUGUUUGCCCUAGUGAAGUCCAUGUACAACACAGUUACAGAGUUAGAUUGGCCUUUAGGACGACAGUUCUACAUGUACAUGUAAAUCUACAUGUUUGUCAUUUGCUAACUAAUUGUAGUAGGUCAGUUUAAUGAGUUCUGGUGGUUUUCAUUGAUAUUAUUAGUUUGUUUUGAUAAGAUGUGAUCUAUUUAUUUUGUUGUUAGCCUGCCUUUCCACUAUUAGAUUUUUAGGAUCCUGCUGGACUACAUGUAGAGCACUACACUAAAACCAAUUGUAACAUGGAUGGGAAAUCUUCCUUUGUUGUUUUCGUUGAAUAAGCAGAUUAUUUUCCCUCUAGUAGAUUGGGUGGAGCUUAACCGUGCAAUACAUGUAACCAGACAUGUUCAAUGUUAUUGCACUCUUUUGCUGGUCUACACUAGUUUUAGUAGAAAUCAUAUAGAGAAGUGGGGUGGGUUUUCUGUGCAAUAACAACAAGCAUGUUGAGCAGGUGUCAAUGUUACAAGUCCUUUAUAGCAUGCUUCAUUCGUUAAUAGGUUUAACAUCUCAGGUGGGGGGUGGAUGUCUGAAUGGUUAGCGUGCGCGCGCUGCAUCAUAAAGUCUGUCAUUGAGUCGACUGGCGUGGUUUCGAAUCCCUGGUUGUACGUGACAAGGAGUAGGGUCGCCUGUCCAACCUAGUGGGUUUUCUCCAGGUCCUCCGGUUUCCUCCCACUGCUAAAGACCCCUACGCGCAAGCUAAUUAUUGAAGUAAAAUUAAACCAUAUGUUAGUCCUGAAAUGACCUAGUUUGUGUCGAGUGGACGUUUUACCCCAUUUCUCUCUCUCUCUCUCUCUUAACAUCUCAGCCUACGGCCUCGAUGUUUAAACCUGUUAACUCAUGAAAGCCGUGCUAUAAAUAUAACGUGAUACCAAGAGAAUUUUGUUAAUUUGAUCUCACCUGAUACUUAUAACAUGUAAAAGUCCUACAAUGAAAUACAUCAUAACAUCAAACAUGUAUUAUAUAAUUUUAUGUUGUAUAUGGUCAGAAGUUAUUAGACAUGUCUUUCCUCGUAUUAAAUGUUAGUGACUAGGAAAAUGUGAUGUGAAUCUGAUAAUAAAAUUAAUUUGUCUUAACAUUACACCAAGCGAGUAUGGUCUUUUGAAAUUUAUUAUUGCUUUCUCUUAUGCAUGAAUCAAAUAUGUAUCAUUUUUGUUCAUCUUCUUAGACCAUUUACUGUCUGAUACCUUGACUGCAUCAGCCGCCUUUGUGUAACACAAAUUAUCGGAAUGUACAUGUAGCUUGUUAAUGAUGUACUGGAUAACUAAGGCUUCUUUCUCUACUUUCACUUAAUUCUGAUAUUUCAAAACUUUAAAAUAUUUCUUUAUGACAAAGUUAGCCAAUAUAUAGAUAUGUGAACUUGGUACAUGUAUUGUGAAAAUGAAAAAAAAACUGAAAAGAUUUUGACAGUACAUGUUGGUCUGUGCUGAAAUGUUGGUAGUUGCAAGACGUUGUUUAUGCUAGUAACCUCCACCAAUAUUUGAACUAUAUGAAUAGGCCUAAUACAGGAUUAAACAGUCAUUAUCACUUUGCCUUAAAUUUUAUAUCGUUUUUAUAUAGCCUAUGCUCAAUUUAAGCUUAUCAAAAAUCUAAGCACUGUCAUGCAAUUGAGGUACAUGUACAUGUAUGCCGAUUUUAUAUUAGUUACUGCUCAGUUUUAUUUAACUAAUAGGAGAGCUGCAUCUUGAUUAUUGUUCAGUGGAUUUUACUCUAAUUUUGCACACAAUCUAACCACAUUGUCAAUAAAUAAAUUUCAAAAGUGAGGGAGGGCUCCUCUUUAAAGAAAGUUUACAUGACAUAUAUUCAUUUUGGAGAUUAUUUGUACAGUAUGCUUUUAGAUGUCAGCUCUUCAUAAAACAGUCUCCGUCCAAAUAUUUUAGGAUAUUCUCAAAAAAAAUUGUCAUCACCUCUUGUAGUCUAUCACAAGUUUUGUUCAUGACUGAUGAAUUAUACAACAAAAAUAAAUAUAUUUACGCCACUCACCAGUUCCAUUAUAAAACAGUUGGUGAAUUAAUAGCUUCUUAUUAUGAUCCUUUAAUGUACAGAUAUUUUUUCUGACAUCCAGGUCAGCCAUGUUACUGGUAACCAGAAACAAUGGAUUUCCAUGAAUAGUAGUACUCUAAUCUCUACAGGUUGUUUAUCAUCUCCAUUAAACUGUAUAUUAUACACAUCUUCGGUUGCAUACAUGUAGGUCACAUAUUUUCUCCUCCUAUAUUCCUUUAAUUUUAAACAUUUGAUCCUGAAGUCAAUAUUUUGGUUAUAGCAGUACAAAUGUAACUUCAAAGAAAGUGUUGUAGAUCUGCCUCUGUAUUUUUUUCUACUAAACUUAAAAAAUUAGCUGUACCUUCAGGAAGCUUAACUUGUACUAACUUUAAACAUUAUUUUUGUUGAGAUUUCCAGACAAAAACAAUAACUGACUUAUUCAAUCAAAUCUCCUCUCACCCUUUCAGAAAUCAUGCCUACUGCAAGGGUCAAGAUUGAGUUGGAGUUUGGAUAGCUUAUGUUUAGCUUAUAUUUUUUCAUUCACAAUUUCAGCAGAAUUGAUGUAAAAAGUAUGAGUCAUCUAAUAUUAAAGGCAGAACACUGACCCCUACUUCACACCUUAUUCCAGAUACUUUGAUUCUUGUCUGAUAUGACAUACUGUAUUCUCUUUCAAAUCCUUAAAGAUGCAUUAAUUAAGAAUUAGAUAAAGAGCUAGACGUUCUUGCUAUAAUAGUUCAAACAUAGAUACAUGUAAUGAAAAAUGAAUAUAUUAAAAAUUUCAUUCAAAUUACUUUAUUCUGAACGGAGUAAUGACUGUUUGAGGACAGCUUAGAUAAUUCAUUAUCGUAGCAAAGGUACUCAUCAACCAAGACUUUACCUCAGUUGUCCAUUUUAUCAUUAAAUUUUUAAAUCUCAUGGAUGUUAAUUCCAUGCGAAGAUCUAGAUCAGUAGAAAGUUGAUUAUAGGCUUGUCAUGUUAAUAAAUGUCUACUUAAACAUACAUUAUGCAGGUCUUUCUUUAGGCCCAAAAUGUUAUAUAAACUAUUAAUUAGACAUUAAUUAACUUAUCCAAACCAUAAUCAACUCUUAAUGUCAUCUUAUGUGCCAGAUUUGAAUCCGAUCUGCUGCUCAACGCUCAUUGAUGAUUAAAUCUGAAAAUGGAUAAUCGAGACUAUGUUUUUUAUCGUUAAUAUCUUGGUUCAGAGUGGAGAAAUUUGACUGAAAUUUUCAACAUAUUCUAUUUACGUUUAUAUUUUUUAACUAUUAUAGCAAGAACUGUCAACUCUUUAACUAAUCUCCCAUACUGCCUCUUUAAUAAUUUAUAUAACAUUGGAAGCCAAAACAAAGACCUGCAAUAGGCAGAUUUAGCUCUUACAUAAUGCAUCUUUAAGUGUCUACUGAUAGAAAUAGUCACACAAACUUUUCUUUAGGAUACAGGAUUUGAGAAGAGAUUUCAUAAUGUGAUAUUGCAAGUGGAAAGGGAAUAUUUUAUACAUAUUUAUAACUAAUAUGAGAUUAGUAGAUUUUGAAAAUUUUAAUUCCUUUUGAAGCGGAUACUUGUAGUAAAUAUUUGCUUCAGCCUGUUUAUCAGCACUCCUUAUUUAUUAUCAUUAUAGUUGUGUAUUUUGCUAGCUUUCAUUAUUUUUUAAUAGAUUCAGUUGUUUCAGAAUUCCAGUUUAGAAUGUUGAUAUUCUCUGAAAAAAUAUUUCCCAGAAAAAUCUCCUUUGUCUUGUGUGACUAAUAUAUUUUUGUGUUCCUUGAUUUUUAUAUGUUGAUUAGAAACCGAUUUUUUUUGUGUGAGACUUUGUUGUAUAUUUAUCUGUUUGAGAAAAUUAUUGACUUUUCAGAAUCAAGAUAUGCACCAUAGACCAUAUAAUGUACUGAUAAGUCUUUUAUACAGCCCAUCUAGAAUUAUUAUGAAAAUAUAGUCUGAAGAAAGACUGGAUAAAAUGCAAUUUCAAUUAUUUAAUGAAUAAAUAUCUUGUUCAUGAUAUGCAAUACUCUAUAUGAAAAGUUAAACAGUAGUUCUUUUUGUUAUCAUUGACAGGAAAUUUGCGACCAGUCAGAUCAAGCAUUUAAGUAUAGUUGUUUAUUGGCUUAUCUCUAUAUUAUAAGUAAAUAUUCUUUCUUGAUUGCAAAAUAGAACUGCUUGGUUGAAAGAUAUGGAUUAAUACCAUGCUAAUGAAAUCAAAGCCGACUUCAAGAUUAUAUUUUAUAUUCAUGGCUGGAUACAUUAAAGCCUCUGUAUUUUGUCAGACAGUCAAGACUAGAGUAUGUUAAUUUGUUAUACUUUUAUAGUACUUUUUGAUACUUCAAAUUUGUGAAGAUAGAAAUUAAUCAAGCAGUCCUAUAGGUCAUACAGUCUGAUUAAAAUACAAAUUUAAAUUUUGUACAAGUUUUUUUUUCUAAUACUUUCGAUAGCUGUUCCUGUGAGGGAGGUAAUGUUGGGGUUAUUGGGGACUUUGGUUUGAUGGUCUUGAUUUAUUUAUACUAUUCAUUCUGUGCACACACCUUAUAUAGCUCGACUAAUCGGACCAAUGCAUUGGAUUACCUCCCCUCCCUCCAGCAUCAACAAAAAUUUAAACUAUAAAAAGCUAAUCAAAAUAGUACCUGUAUUUUAAUCAGUUUGUAGACCACAUCUAGGCACAUGAGACAGUUAUAUGUAUGCAUACUACAUUGUUCUUUCUAUAUUAUAUACUCCUAGCAGUUGAUCAUGAUGUGAACUGUUUCAGCUAUUGUCAAAAAAUUACCCAAAUAAAAUAUCCAUGAAAUGAACACUAAUAAUUGCAGUUAGUUAAGACAGUUUUAGAGUCGAAGAAGAUCUAUAAAUAAGGUAUUUGAAAAUUUACCUUUAUUUCUCAAUACGCACCGCUUUGAAAAGAUUAAGUAUGCGUAGAUGGAGUUGUCCUCCAUUAUGAGAAUCGUUGCUGUGUUUUAUUAGAGCUAUGUAAGAUAUGCAUGUUGAUUUAUAUUGUAUGUAUAGUAAGCUAUUAAACACAUGCUGCUUAGUGAAAUAUACAUAUAAAACAAGUGAUUUUAUUUUAGUACAGUAUGCACAACUAUAACUAUGUAAUUAUUAGUAAAUAUUUGCCAUUUUCA